AUGGUUAAAACUGAACAUAAUCACUCGGUAUCGUCUUGGAAUAAUACGACUCAUCAAUCACAACCGGAUUACUACAUGAAUAUGCCGUCAAAUUCUUAUGGAAGCGCAAGUUUAAUGAUUAGUGACACGAAUUCAACUACCGAGAAAACUUCCUCGUCAUCAACAACUGACUUUAAUUCACCGACAUUGCCCAAUCGUAAAGAAAUUUAUCCGUGGAUGAAUGAAAAGAAACAUGGAAAUAAAAGCAAUUCAGCACCGUCGAAACGAGCUCGAACGGCUUAUACAAGCGCUCAAUUAGUUGAACUUGAGAAGGAAUUUCUCUAUAGUAAAUAUCUAAAUCGACCUCGACGGAUUGAACUCGCGCAAACACUUUGUUUAACUGAACGACAGAUUAAGAUAUGGUUUCAAAAUCGUCGAAUGAAAGACAAAAAAGACGGCAAAAAUCGCACAUCAUAUACGAAUGGAUGUGGAAUGCAUCUGAACAACUCACCCCUAGCAACAUCAACAACUGAAAAAGAUGACUUAACUCUCCGUUCCUACCAUUCUUCUCAUCCUCAUCAUGCUUAUUAUCAACAUCAACUUCCUCCUCCUCCUCCGCCGCCAUCGUCAUCAAUGUCCGUCCCAUUUCAUUCUCAAGUUAGUUACAAUUCACAAUCAUCCGCAAUCGAUACAUAUGACAUGUCGACGAGCUAUCCAAUGAAACAAUCGAAUUACUAUACUAAUGGAAAUCAUCACAAGUUAAGUUACAACUCAACAUCAUACGAUAAUUAUUACUUCAAUCCAGAAAAUUCAACGAUAAAUCAUCAACAAUCCGGUCCAAUGUUACCAUCGUUCAAUUAA
Molecule: messenger RNA, 840 nt
Organism: Adineta ricciae
Lineage: Eukaryota; Metazoa; Rotifera; Eurotatoria; Adinetida; Adinetidae
Source: the annotation of a GenBank genome assembly